UCCUAUUGGCUUGUAGGGCCCUCUUGCCUGUGUGCAGCCACCUCACUGGCUGCAGAGUUAGGGGGUGGUUCAAGAAGAGUCUCGCGGUGGUGGUGGGCGCGAGUGAUGUACGAGAGCUGCUGGCGACGCCGCGUGGCUCAUGCAGGGAAUCCCACCCGCGCCAUUUUAGAAGCCGCUGCUUGCAGGAGGGAGUUUGUCCAGGAGCUGAAGAAGACGAGCAAGAAGCAGGUUUCUUGGGGGCGCUGUGACCUGAGGGACAGAGGAGCUGUCCAGCUUGGUGAGCUUUUCACGGAACUCAGUGCCGUGCUGUGGAGGAGACCAUGCUCAAGCUGGCGAGACGCAUGGUAACCUUCUUCGGCUGCAAGAGCUACGAACCUGCUGAGAGACAGCCGGGAGCAGGGCAAGAUGACAAUUUGGAAAAUCAACGGAAAGAAGUCACAAAUUCCUCUGGUGACUAUGACCUGGGCAGGGUGCUGCUGAGAGGUGGGCAGAAGGAUGCUGCCAGUGUGGAAGAAUGUGAACUCUUUGAGGUGAUGAACAUCCCUGAUGACUUCUACAAUGCUAGCGGAUCAGACCCUGAAAUUGGAAUUUUAAUUGAUCGUGUUAGUACUGUAUGGAAUGGUGUUGUCUAUAUGAAUGAAACAACUAGCUUCUCCAUAAACCUUUUUUCUGAAGGUUUUAAGCCUUACAAGGGAGACUGGUUAGAAGUUGAAUAUUCCUUCGAUCCUUGCACCUCCAACAUCAGGGCACACUCAGCAAAGCCGUUGAACUUUAACCAUGUCAAAAAGGUGUGGAUUAGCAAUGUACUUGGAAGAAAUGGGGUGAUCGCUAAUACUGUCUUUUUCACCUUGGAUUCGCUGAUACUGCCUGAGGGCUAUAUGCCUGAAGUCCGCGAUGCCGUCAAUGUGAACAUAGUGAAGAGUGAUCAGGGGCGCUAUAUUUGGAGAGCAGUGUCUGUCACCCCAGUGGAAAUGAUGAUGUAAUAAACAACACCUUUUUGUUCCCUGUCCAUCCUUAUUUUGAAGGGCAGCAAAGGGCAAAUUUCAAUUGAGUCAUCAUGAAAAAGAUUUUACGUACAGCUUUUUUGGUGCAGCCAAAUCAGACACUGGCAGGUUCAUAUGGGACCAUCAUUCAAGUAUAGGGCAAUGCAGCAAAUUUAGUAAAGCUGGCGAGUUAUAGUAGGAAAGGCAUUGUUGGAAAGCCCACUGCAAUUGAAUUUGAAUUUUUUGCUUUCCGUGGCCAGGGAUGGAUUGGGUGGUGGCAGAGGAUGUUGUCUAUCCUGAAGUCACUUCCAUAGGCAAAGCAAGUCCCCUGUUUGUUGUAUGUUUACUUUGUUUUUCUCCAUAGCACUUUCUCACUUCUCCUCACCAGCAUAGUUUAUUAUUUCUCUUGUUGACCUGUGGCCCUCUUUCCUAUGCAAGUUGUUAAACUUAACAUGGACAGGGCUGUUUAGGAUUUGCUUUUCUAUUUUGUUUUAUCCAUUAGCCCAUUAGAGGGCCACAUAGAAUGUUGCCUGACAUAGUGUGAAACUACCAUAAAAAGUACUGUUAUUAAAUUCAGUUAACUGAGUGAUCUCACCAGAAAUGAUGUUUACCUGUGGAUAAACUGAACACUUAUUUGUUAAAAGUAAAG
This is a messenger RNA of Oryctolagus cuniculus (rabbit), 1632 nucleotides long. RefSeq names its product cancer/testis antigen 55. NCBI's taxonomy places the organism in Eukaryota, Metazoa, Chordata, Mammalia, Lagomorpha, Leporidae. The record is from RefSeq and is a predicted model, not a curated record.